Molecule: messenger RNA, 1424 nt
Organism: Physeter macrocephalus (sperm whale)
Lineage: Eukaryota; Metazoa; Chordata; Mammalia; Artiodactyla; Physeteridae
Product: small conductance calcium-activated potassium channel protein 3-like
Exons: 1
Coding region: 360-1385 (341 amino acids)
Biological process (GO): potassium ion transmembrane transport
Cellular component (GO): plasma membrane; neuronal cell body; neuron projection
Molecular function (GO): small conductance calcium-activated potassium channel activity; calmodulin binding
Source: RefSeq, a predicted model, not a curated record
UAUAACAGUGGCAGGAGGAGGAGAGCAAAGCUAUUGAGCCAGCGAGGAGUGAAGCUGAGCCUGGCCUCACACGCUCCUAGAGGACCACCUCCUGAGACAGAGUUCUUUUUCCCCCUUCUUCUUCUUUCUCCAAGCUCCCCUCCUGCCCUCCCUCCCUGCCCAGUACAAUGCAUUCUUGAGUGGCAGCGUCUGGACUCCAGGCAGCCCCAGAGAACCGGAGCAAGCCAAAGAGAGAGGACUGGAGCCAAGACACUCUGGUGGGGGAGCUUGGAUGCCUGGCUUCCUUUGAGGACAUCUUUGGAACGAGGGUGGCUUUGGGGUGGGGAGUUGUGCUGCAGGGAGUCCAGCCAGGCCCCAAGAUGGACACUUCUGGGCACUUCCAUGACUCCGGGGUGGGGGACCUGGAUGAAGACCCCAAGUGCCCCUGUCCAUCCUCCGGGGAUGAGCAGCAGCAGCAGCCGCCGCCGCCGCCGCCACCAGCACCCCCAGCAGCCCCCCAGCAGCCCCCAGGACCCCCGUUGCAGCCUCAGCCUCCGCAGCUUCAGCAGCAGCAGCAGCCGCCGCAUCCCCUGUCUCCAGCCCCCCAGCAGCCCCCAGGACCCCCGUUGCAGCCUCAGCCUCCGCAGCUUCAGCAGCAGCAGCAGCCGCCGCAUCCCCUGUCUCAGAUCGCCCAACUCCAGAGCCAGCCCAUCCACCCCGGCCUGCUACACUCCUCUCCUACUGCUUUCAGGGGCCCCCCUUCAUCCAACUCCACCGCCAUCCUCCACCCUUCCUCCAGGCAAGGCAGCCAGCUCAAUCUCAAUGACCACUUGCUUGGCCACUCUCCAACUUCCACAGCCACAAGUGGGCCUGGUGGAGGCGGCCGGCACCGGCAGGCCAGCCCCCUGGUGCACCGGCGGGACAGCAACCCCUUCACAGAGAUCGCCAUGAGCUCAUGCAAGUACAGCGGCGGGGUCAUGAAGCCCCUCAGCCGGCUCAGCGCCUCCCGGAGGAACCUCAUCGAGGCUGAGCCCGAGGGCCAGCCCCUCCAGCUCUUCAGCCCCAGCAACCCCCCGGAGAUCGUCAUCUCCUCCCGGGAGGACAACCAUGCCCACCAGACCCUGCUCCAUCACCCCAAUGCUGCCCACAACCACCAGCACGCCGGCGCCACCGCCAGCAGCACCACCUUCCCCAAAGCCAACAAGCGGAAAAACCAAAACAUUGGCUAUAAGCUGGGACACAGGAGGGCCCUGUUUGAAAAGAGGAAGCGACUGAGUGACUAUGCUCUGAUUUUUGGGAUGUUUGGAAUUGUUGUUAUGGUGAUAGAGACCGAGCUCUCUUGGGGUUUGUACUCAAAGGUAGGGGCUGCAGUUUCUCUUUAUACCUUGAACAAAAGGAAUAUGUAGGUAGCAAGAGAGAGAGGGAGAGAGAGAGCGCGCGAGUUG